GGAGCUUAGACAAAGGGUGAAUGAAGCCACUCUGUAUUCCUCUUACCUAUUAGGCUGACCUAGUGAAGAGAUGGCCUCUUUUCUAAACUGUCUCUUGUUCAGCUGGGCUCUCCUCCCCCUGCUCACAGCAAAUGAAGUUCCCCUUCCAUGUGUUUUCCCAUUUACUUACAAACAGAGGUCCUAUUCUUCAUGCACCAAGGAUGAUGCUUCUGAUGGGCAGCUUUGGUGUGCCACAACCGCUAAUUAUGACACACAUAGCCAGUGGAAGCCCUGUGCUCUUCAUGAGUAUGGAGGAAGCUCCAAUGGCCAGCCCUGUGUCUUCCCCUUUGCUUAUAAGAAAUGGACGUUCUACACUUGCACCAAUGAAGAUGCUGAGCAUGGGAGGUUCUGGUGUGCCACCACGGGGAGCUAUGAUCAAAAUGAGGAAUGGAGCUACUGUGCUGACUCCAGACUAAAUGCCGACCCUACAGGGCCAUGUAUAUUCCCUUUCAUCUACAAAGGCAAAUCUUAUUCAUCCUGCACAACAGAUGGGUCAUCCACUGGAAAGCUGUGGUGCUCUUUGACCAGCAACUAUGACACAAGUCCCAAAUGGACAUACUGUGAUCCAUCAGAAUCUGUCCCCUGCACCUUCCCCUUCAUUUCAAAUGGGAAAUCAUACUCUGCAUGUACUAAUGAAGGAGCUGCUGAUAACACCCUGUGGUGCGCCACGACUGCUAAUUAUGACAGGGAUGGUAAAUGGAAGGCAUGUUCCUUUCAAGAGUAUGAAGGGAACUCCAAAGGCAAGCCAUGUGUCUUCCCCUUCAUCUACGGAGGCCGAACAUUUUACACCUGCACUAAUGAGAACUCAGAGAAUGGAGCAUUUUGGUGCGCCACGACAGCAGACUACGACAAGGAUAAAGAGUGGAGCUACUGCGCUGACACAAGACUGAAUGCCAACCCUACGGGGCCCUGUGUCUUCCCUUUCAUCUACAAAGGCAAAUCUUACUCAUCUUGUACAACAGAUGGAGCAUCUUCUGGGAAGCGCUGGUGUUCUCUCAGAAGCAACUAUGAUGUGGAUCCCAAAUGGACAUUUUGUGAUCCUUCAGUUCCCCUUCCAUGUGUUUUCCCAUUUACUUACAAACAGAGGUCCUAUUCUUCAUGCACCAAGGAUGAUGCUUCUGAUGGGCAGCUUUGGUGUGCCACAACCGCUAAUUAUGACACACAUAGCCAGUGGAAGCCCUGUGCUCUUCAUGAAUAUGGAGGGAGAUCCAACGGCCAGGCCUGUGUCUUCCCUUUCGUUUUCAAGAACCGGGCAUUCUACACCUGCACUAAUGAAGAUGAUGAAAGUGGGAAGUUCUGGUGUUGCACAAGAGGCAGCUGUGACAAAAAUGAAGCAUGGAGCUACUGUGCUGACACCAGACUAAAUGCCAACCCUACGGGGCCAUGUGUCUUCCCUUUCACCUACAAAGGCAAAUCUUAUUCAUCUUGUACAACAGACGGUGCAUCCAAUGGAAAGCUCUGGUGCUCUCUUACCAGCCACUAUGAUGCAAACCCCAAAUGGACAUACUGUGAUCCCUCAGAACCCUUCCCCUGCACCUUCCCCUUCAUUUUCAAAAAGAAAUCCUACUCUGCAUGUACCAAGGCUGGAGCUGGUGAUAACACCCUGUGGUGCGGCACGACUAAUGACUAUGACAGGGACAGUAAAUGGAAGGCUUGUUCUCUUCAAGAAUAUGAAGGGAACUCCAAUGGCCACCACUGUGUCUUCCCCUUUACUUACAAGAACCGGACGUUCUACACCUGCACCAAUGAAGAUGAUGUGCAUGCGAGGUUCUGGUGUGCAGCAACUGGGGACCAUGAUAAGGACAAGAAGUGGAGCUUCUGUGCUGACACCAGACUAAAUGCCAACCCUACAGGGCCAUGUGUCUUCCCUUUCAUCUACAAAGGCAAAUCCUACUCAUCUUGUACAACAGAUGGAGCAUCCAACGGGAAGCUCUGGUGUUCUCUAACCAGAAACUAUGAUGCAAACCCCAAAUGGACAUACUGUGAUCCCUCAGAGUAUGAGGGGAACUCCAAAGGCAAUCCCUGUGUCUUCCCCUUCAUCUAUGGAGGCCAAACAUUCUACACCUGCACUAAUGGGAGCUCAGAGGAUGGCAGAUUUUGGUGUGCCACGACAGCAAACUUUGACAGGGACAAAAAGUGGAGCUAUUGUGCUGAUACAAGACUAAAUGCCAACCCUACGGGGCCGUGUAUUUUCCCUUUUAUCUAUAAAGGCCAAUCUUACUCAUCUUGUACAACAGAUGAUACAUCCUCUGAGAAACUCUGGUGUUCUCUCACCAGCAACUAUGAUGUGGAUCCCAAAUGGACAUAUUGUGACCCAAAGCAACCCUCUUCCUGUGUCUUCCCAUUUAUUUAUAGGCAGAAAUCCUAUUCCUCUUGUACCAGGGUUGGAUAUUCGAUGCCAUGGUGUGCCACGACAGCUAACUAUGACAAAUCUCCACAAUGGAAAGUUUGUUUCUCUAAAGAGUAUGGAGGAAAUUCCGGUGGGCAAGCUUGUGUCUUCCCCUACAUCUACAAGGGCCAGAUCUUAUAUACUUGCACCAAUCAAGAUGCACCGAUAGGGAAGUUCUGGUGUGCAACAACAGGAAGUUAUGACAAGGACAAGAAAUGGAGCUACUGCGCUGAUACUAGACUAAACGCCAAUGCUAUGGGGCCGUGUGUCUUCCCUUUCAUCUAUAAAGGCAAAUCCUACUCAUCUUGUACAACAGACGGUGCAUCCACUGGAAAACUCUGAUGUUCUCUCACCAGAAACUAUGAUGCAAAUCCCAAAUGGACAUACUGUGAUUUUCUUUCUUGCUCAAGAUCCCUUCCCUGCAACUUUCCUUUCAUUUUCAAGGGGAAAUCCUAUUCUGCCUGUACCAAGGAUGGAGCUUCUAAUGGCCAACUCUGGUGUGCCACAACUGCAAACUAUGAUAAGGACAGUAAAUGGAAGGCAUGUGCCCAUCAAGAUUAUGAAGGGAACUCUAAUGGCCAGGCCUGUGUCUUCCCUUUUGUCUACAAGAGUCGGAAGUUCAAUACCUGCACCAAUGAAGAUGCUCAGAAUGGGAGGUUCUGGUGUGCCACUACAGGGGACUACGAUAAGAAUAAGAAGUGGAGCUAUUGUGCUGACACAAGGUAUGGAGGGAAUUCCACUGGCCAAGGCUGUGUCUUCCCCUUCAUAUACAAGAGCCGGGUAUACUACACCUGCACCAAUGAAAAUGCGGAGAAUGGGAGGUCCUGGUGUGCUACAACAGGGGACUAUGACAUGGACAAGAAGUGGAGCUACUGUGGUGCUGCAAAACUAAACCCAUAUCAUACUGGCCCAUGUGUCUUCCCUUUUACCUACAAUGGCAAGUUGUACUCAUCUUGCACAACAGCCGGGUCCUCCACUGGGAAGCUUUGGUGCUCUCUCACCAGCAACUACAAUGCAAACCGCAGAUGGACAUACUGUGAUCCCUCAGAACUUCUCCCCUGCACCUUUCCCUUCAUUUAUAAGGGGAAAUACUACUCUGCAUGUACCAAACAGGGAGCUGCUGAUAAUACCCUGUGGUGUGCUACGACUGCUAACUAUGACAAGGAGUGUAAAUGGAAGGCCUGUUCCCUUCAAGAAUAUGAAGGGAACUCUAAUGGCCAAGCCUGUGCCUUCCCCUUCAUCUACAAGAGCCAGACAUACUACACUUGCACCAACGAACAUGCUGAGAACGGGAGGUUUUGGUGUGCCACAACAGGGAACUAUGAUACUGACAAGAAAUGGAGCUACUGUGCUGACACAAGACUAAAUUCAGCUCCUAAAGGGCCGUGUGUUUUCCCUUUCAUUUACAAAGGCAAAUCUUACUCAUCUUGUACAAAGGAUGGGUCAUGCUCUGAGAAGCUCUGGUGUUCACUCACCAGCAACUAUAAUGUAGAUCGCAAAUGGACAUAUUGUGAUCCCUCAGACUCUGCAGCUUGUGUCUUCCCAUUUAUCUAUAAAAACAAGACAUACUCCACCUGCACCAAGGAUGGAUCCAAGGUAGAUUGGUUGUGGUGUGCCAUAACUAGUUCCUAUGACAAAGACCACAGGUGGAAGCGUUGCUAUGAGACAGAGCAUGGUGGGAACUCUCAUGGGAAGCCCUGUGUGUUCCCCUUUGUGUACAAGGAACGAAAGUUCUAUACUUGCACUGAUGAGGAAACUAUGCCCAGGAUGUUCUGGUGUGCAACAACCAACAACUAUGACAAGGACGGACAAUGGAGUUACUGUGCUGAUACGAGUAAGCCUGCCCAUGAUAAUCAGCUUCUUGGUACAGAACCUUUUGCACUACCCAAGUGGUAGUAAAUCAAAGCAACA
Molecule: messenger RNA, 4339 nt
Organism: Rhineura floridana
Lineage: Eukaryota; Metazoa; Chordata; Lepidosauria; Squamata; Rhineuridae
Exons: 28
Cellular component (GO): cell surface
Molecular function (GO): heparin binding
Source: RefSeq, a predicted model, not a curated record